Molecule: messenger RNA, 1140 nt
Organism: Verticillium nonalfalfae
Lineage: Eukaryota; Fungi; Ascomycota; Sordariomycetes; Glomerellales; Plectosphaerellaceae
Exons: 2
Coding region: 1-1140 (379 amino acids)
Source: RefSeq, a predicted model, not a curated record
AUGUUUCCCGCUCCCCCCUCCUUCCACGACGCCCAGCCUAACCAGCCUCUUCCUCUCCCUAACCGCCAGGGACCCCAAACAGGCGCCGUGUCCGCCCAGCAACAAGCUCUCGCUCAAGCGCAGCUCUACCAGCAGCAGCAGCAGCAACAGCAGCAGCAGCAACAGCAGCAACAGCAACAGCAGCAGCAGCAACAACACCAACAAGCGCUUCUCCUCAUGAACGGCGUCAACGGGGGAGGCAAUGCGCCCAACGGCAUCGGCGUGGCCACCCCGGCCGGCCAGCAGGCCGAACUCAACUACAUCUAUGGCCUCGUCGAAGAGCUGAGCAGGCAGCUUGCCGAGAACCGCCGCGCCACAGAAGAGAUCGUGUCCGGCCUUGGUCGCGUGCGCAGCCGGGCCCGCAUCCAGGGGCUGAGCAACGAGGAGCUCAUCAACGUCGCCGCCGAGGACAUCAACGCCCAGGAACAAAACAUCGACACGCUCAUCUCCCUCCUCUCGGAAUCGCUCGACAAGGCAAAGUACAGCCGCGACGCCAACGCCCAGCUCCUGACGCAGUACGCAACCGCCCUGGCGUCCAUGCUCAAGCAGUUCCACGAGUACAAAGCCAAGCACGUCGCCGACGUGUCGUCAUGGCACCGCUCCUACCGGUCGCAGCUCGCCGAGGCGCGCGCCGAGAACAGCAAGCUGCGUGAGCAAAUCUGGGAGAUGCAGGACCGCGCCGGCAAGGCCAACGGCCUGCUGCGCGAGUUUCGGCGAACCUACGACGAGGACGCCGAGCGGUGGGACCGCCGCGUCGGCGACACGGCGGCGCGUCAGGAGCUGCGCUUCUGGAAGCGCAUGGCCAUGCCCGACUUGCCCGACGAUGACCCGUACUGGAGCGACGAUGAUGACAUUGUCGACCCCGCCGAGAAGGAGCGUUUGCAGGACGUGGAGCGCAAAAACGAGCAGGAUCAGCUCGCGGGAAGCCAGAUGGAGACCGACGACGAGGGCCAGCAGAUGCAGAUGCAUCACCUGCAGGGAGACAACGCCGGCGUAGGCGGCGUGGCCAUGCAGCGCGAUUCGGGCAUCUCGGCGGGCAUCCCGACGAACCCUUCGCGGCCUUCGAGCAUUGCAUCGAGCACGGGGUCUUCGGGGCAGUAG